AUGUCCUCAUCAAAGAAGAUCAUCCUCAAAACUUUAGAUGGGGGAACCAUCGAGAUUCUAGACGAAAUAGCCCUAGAAUCUAAAACAAUCAAGCACCUAAUGGAAUUAGAAGACUGGCCAGACAACGUGAUCCCACUACCAAACAUAACAGGCAGGAUCCUUGCCAAGGUCAUUGAGUACUGCAACGAACACAUUGGUGACGAGGAUGAGAAAGGUAUUGAAAAGUUGGAAUCGGACGGUGAUUUUGUCAAGGUCGAUAAAGACACACUCUUUGAAAUCGUUCUUGCUGCAAACUAUCUUAAUGACUAUCUUAAUAUUAAAGGUUUGCUGGUUUUGACUUGCAAAGCUGUCGCGGACAAAAUCCAAGGAAUGUCGGUAGGGGAGAUACGCCAGUAUUUAAACAUCUCUUUUAAUUUUAGUCCUGAAGAAGAAUUGCAUAUUCGUAGGGAGGAGCAAUUGGCUUUUGAGUGA
Molecule: messenger RNA, 471 nt
Organism: Dovyalis caffra
Lineage: Eukaryota; Viridiplantae; Streptophyta; Magnoliopsida; Malpighiales; Salicaceae
Source: the annotation of a GenBank genome assembly